Messenger RNA from Heterobilharzia americana, 228 nucleotides. Lineage: Eukaryota; Metazoa; Platyhelminthes; Trematoda; Strigeidida; Schistosomatidae. The record is from the annotation of a GenBank genome assembly.
AUGCGUGAAUUUUCUGAUGCUGAAAUACAGAGUAUAGUGCGACUUCAAGCUUGUGUUCGUGGCAUUCUUGUGCGUAGAAGAUUCAAGGAAGCUUUACAACGUUUUCGAGAUAUAGUAUCAGAAUUUGUUUCAGCAAAAACAGACGUUAUCCAUCAUUCUGCUAUCAAUGUAAAAAAUCCUGAAUCGCAUGUAAACCAUUCAUAUUUUGUGAUGUCUUCAUCAUUAUGA